Messenger RNA from Sorghum bicolor (sorghum), 1085 nucleotides. Its product is annotated as transcription factor TEOSINTE BRANCHED 1. The record is from RefSeq and is a predicted model, not a curated record. NCBI's taxonomy places the organism in Eukaryota, Viridiplantae, Streptophyta, Magnoliopsida, Poales, Poaceae. Gene Ontology annotation, molecular function: DNA-binding transcription factor activity; sequence-specific DNA binding. The transcript has a single exon. The coding region runs from base 149 to 922 and encodes 257 amino acids. Gene Ontology annotation, cellular component: nucleus. Gene Ontology annotation, biological process: regulation of secondary shoot formation.
UAGAGACAAAUAGUGCAAGUGCACAACAACACACAAAACGCAACCUCAUUACCCUAACACAGCCGGCCUCUCAUCACCAUCAUCAUCAUUGCGUCUACCAGCAAGAGCAGUCAUUUACCGAACCCUACUGCAGCUGCUUUGUUUUCUUAUGCCGUCGACCGCGAUGUCUUGGGACGGGUACGGCGGGCAGAUCUUCCCCGCCGACAUGUCGUCGUUCCACCACCAGGACACCCUGGAGGCCGUGUUCCGGCAGCCUGAGACGACGGCGCCCCUGCAGGCGCCGGCAGCAGCGGGGGAGAUGGAGCUGCUGCUGAGGAACGGGUCGCCCGUACCGGUGGUGGAUGCCGGCGUCCAUGCCGCGGCCGCACCGCGGAAGCGGCCGUUCAGGACGGAUCGGCACAGCAAGAUCCGCACGGCGCAGGGCGUGCGCGACCGCCGGAUGCGGCUGUCGGUCGGGGUCGCGCGAGAGUUCUUCGCGCUGCAGGACCGGCUUGGGUUCGACAAGGCCAGCAAGACGGUGAACUGGCUCCUCACCCAGUCCAAGCCGGCCAUCGACCGCCUCGUCGACGCCGCCGAGCCGGCGGUGGCUCUAGUCUCAGGAGGACCACCGACGGUGGUGAAGGGGAGAGGGGAGGGGAACUCCUCAAGCACUUGCUGUUUGACGGUGGACUCGAGGGAGGAGGCGACGGAGAAGGCAAGAAGCAGAGGCGGCGGCGGCGGCGGUACCGGUGGUCCUGAUGGGCCACCGGCGCUCAUGGAAGAACACGGCCGCGGUGAGCUGGGCUGGAUCAUGACGGAGGCCACAGCGGCAGCGGCGGCAGCAACGGCGCAGCCGCAGCAGAUGGACGGGCUGGAGUACUACUACCAGUAUUGCCUGCAGCUCGAGGAGAUGAUGAGAUGCAACGGAGGAAUGCCAAGGUGAUUUCUUGUAUGGUAUGCAAACAUUAUAUAUAGGUCUAUAAACUCUAACGCGCGUGAGGAUUUCCAUUACGUAAUUAGGCUUCUUCUGCCAUGAUCCGUUGCUACAUAGUACAUAUAUAAAUCAACUGGUGGUUUCUCUAUCAAUUAAAGCCCAUUAGCCCGGG